This is a messenger RNA of Trametes versicolor FP-101664 SS1, 579 nucleotides long. RefSeq lists its product as uncharacterized. Bases 1 to 579 code for a protein of 192 amino acids. The record is from RefSeq and is a predicted model, not a curated record. NCBI's taxonomy places the organism in Eukaryota, Fungi, Basidiomycota, Agaricomycetes, Polyporales, Polyporaceae. The transcript is spliced from 3 exons.
AUGGGCCCGCAUAUUGCUCGUCAGAGCACUGCCGCGAGUAAACGCGGAAUACAGCAUUGGAGCGCCCACGUUUCCGUAUGCGACGGCUCCAGGAGCCCCGAAAGCUUAAGGAGCUCUAGCAGCAUAUCGCUCUCCGCGAUGUUGGCCGGCACUCCUCGAAACUCCGCGUCGAAUCGUCGCUCCGCCGUAGUCGCGGUGCACGAGAGCCAGGUGGUAGGUUACGUGCUCGGGUCUAAUGCGCCGGCCCUCAACGGCCGACGCUCUGUGACGGUGCCCGAUGUCUGGCCCUACUUCGAACAGGGGUUCGGCUUCCUCGUACAGCACUACGACCGGUACAAGUAUCCCCUGCCGCAGCCGCUGCACUACUUCUACUGCGCGGCCUCUUACAGAGCGCGGGCGAACUUCAAUCGCGCGGCCGCAGCGCUCUUUGUGCAACACAAAGACGGUCCGCUCAUCAGAUGGACUAACUGGCCGGGCACGCUCCUUAUCCUCAAGUUCGUGGACGCCAGCUGCGACAGCUACGCGGAUGUUACGGAGGAGGACAUUGAGAACGUACGGGCGUUCUUCCAGAUCCUUUGA